CGACACAUCGAAGCUCUCUGCACAUAGAGACUAUGCUUGUAUGUCGAUUUUUGUUGAGCACGGAAUCUAAUCCUGGCCCCUAUGUUGCAGAUGCGCAUGAUGGUUUGCGAAGAACUCCGGCUAUAACCCUGUCCACAAAGCACAACGGCCGAGAUACAAUAUCCUUCAAAGCCAAGGAUGAUAAUGUCCCCUUAAGCCAACCUGGGAUCUCCUUUCAUCCCAAGCACUUGGGACAACUCUUUUCUUUGUGGUUUGAUGGAGACUGUCGACUAGAUACGGACGAUACUGGAGCUCUUCAACAACUCUUUGACAUCGUAACGAGCAGCAGGGUUCGAAGUCCCAGAAUCAUGCUUUGGCUUCAUCAUAAAAGGGUCCAUUCCAUGUCUCCUGAUCAUUCAGCUUUUCAUUCCAGCACGACUUUCGGUUUUUCCUCACACAAGAACAGAAUUGCGUCUCUUCCACACAGGAGCAGAAUUUCGUCUUCUUCACAAGUCAGAACAACCACAAACACCAUGUCUACUAACGCUAACCACGUCCGGUCCAAGUCUUUGCAGCAGGGAAAGGGAAAGAGCAAGGGCAAGAGACAGGCUCCCUCGACCCCCCAUGCUCAAGCCCCGAUCCCCGAUCCCGCCUUGUGGGACGGUUACUACAAGGUUAUCACCCACGGGGAAGUGACACAGGGCGGAGCCCACCGCGGCUCAUGCAAAGUGCAAUGCCGCUACUGCUGGGUGACCUGGACCAGCAGCACCUCUCCCCCGUCCGCUAUCAGUCUGCAGCUCCAUCUGCACUUCUGCCCGGGUCGCAGAGAGCGUCUCGCUGACGCAAAGAAGCGGAAGCUAGGGAAGUGCCCCUGCCAGCUGCCUAAAAGCCAGACAUCAUCGUCCAAGCAGAAAGAAUGGCACUACGAUGGAGAACAGUGCCAGCCCCCGGAGCUCACCAAGCUGACAACAGAGCAGAUGCGAGAGCGGUUCGUGGUCGGCACUAAGGGCUUCCGGCUGAAGGCGCAGUGCCGCGACUGCGACCGAAAGGUCUGCAAUACGCGGCGGGCGCUCUGCGCCCAUCUGGCUGGGUGCGCGAUGCGCCGCAAGUUCUUGCUCUUCCGGGGUGAGAAGGCGGAUCGGUGGGCUAAGUGUCGCGAUUGCGGUGCGGUGGUCAAGGCCAAUCGAGGGGUUAAAAUGGUGCAUUCGGUGAAAGAAUGCCCUGCUCGGUCCUCUGAUUAA
Messenger RNA from Aspergillus uvarum CBS 121591, 1220 nucleotides. RefSeq lists its product as uncharacterized. The record is from RefSeq and is a predicted model, not a curated record. Lineage: Eukaryota; Fungi; Ascomycota; Eurotiomycetes; Eurotiales; Aspergillaceae. The coding region runs from base 33 to 1220 and encodes 395 amino acids. The transcript is spliced from 2 exons.